Amborella trichopoda is the source of this 1624-nucleotide messenger RNA. RefSeq names its product homeobox knotted-like protein (gene KNAT7). Gene Ontology annotation, biological process: regulation of DNA-templated transcription. Gene Ontology annotation, cellular component: nucleus. The record is from RefSeq and is a predicted model, not a curated record. Lineage: Eukaryota; Viridiplantae; Streptophyta; Magnoliopsida; Amborellales; Amborellaceae. Gene Ontology annotation, molecular function: DNA binding.
UUGGUGUAAUGAUUCGGUUGAGGGAAGGUGGAUAGUAGAUAGAAAAAUUCCCCCCCCCCCUCCGCUCUCUCUCUCUACAAAUUUCUCUCUCUGUUAGUUAGUACACGGCAGUUGCGUUUUGAAAAGAGGCUAAUUUGCGCAGGCAGGCUCUAGAGUCUAGAGAGAGAAAGUUAGAGAGAUGCAUGCAGGAAAACAUAUAUGAGAGGCGGAAAAGAGCGUGGGAUUGCGAAAAAGUUGGGUACUCAGAUCCCAAUACAAAGCACAGAAAAGGAAACGGAAGCCUCACCUUUAACGAGAAAACCGCCUGCUUUAUGCCCACUCUACAGUAAAUGAGGCGCUGCCCCUCCUGCUCCCUCUCUCUCUGCCACCACUCAGUGGUCCCCUUGAUUCCAUACUCAAAACCCCUGCCAUCCUCCUUUUCUCUCUUCAUCUUCAUCUUCCAUCUCCCGUUUCUAGAGAUGGGAGCGAUUGAUUUCUAGAGAGAGAGGGGGAAAACCUGAGGGAAGAGAGAGAUGGUGGGUGAGGGGGUUGCAGAGGAGGAGGAGAGAGAGAGGGUGAAGGCGGAGAUUGCAGGGCAUCCGCUUUAUGAGCAGCUAUUGGCCGCCCAUGUUGGGUGCCUGAGAGUGGCAACCCCCAUUGAUCAGCUCCCUCUCAUAGAUGCACAGCUCGCUCGCUCUCAUAACCUCCUCAGAGCUUACUCCGCCAUCCGCCUUCGAAACCCAAAUCCCAUCCUUCAUCCCCACGACCGUCAGCAUCUCGACCAAUUUCUGGCUCAGUACGUGCUGGUACUGAGUUCCUUCAAGGAGCAGCUCCAGCAGCAUGUACGCAUCCACGCCGUCGAAGCCGUCACCGCCUGUCGAGAGAUCGAGCAGUCCCUCCACGCUCUUACUGGGGCAACACUGGGUGAAGGAACAGGAGCAACAAUGUCAGAUGACGAAGAUGAUCUACAAAUGGAUUUCGCGAUGGAUGCUGGUGCCGAAGCACAAGACAUGAUGCGGUUUGGGCCACUUCUACCAACAGAGUCAGAACGAUCUUUGAUGGAGAGAGUCAGGCAAGAACUUAAGAUAGAACUCAAACAGGGGUUUAGGUCAAGAAUUGAAGACGUCAGAGAGGAAAUUCUGCGAAAGCGAAGGGCAGGGAAACUGCCAGGAGAUACAACAUCAGUGUUGAAGCAAUGGUGGCAGCAACAUUCAAAAUGGCCAUAUCCUACAGAAGACGACAAGACGAGAUUGGUGGACGAGACAGGGCUACAGCUGAAGCAGAUAAACAACUGGUUCAUAAACCAGAGGAAGCGCAACUGGCACAGCAACUCCCAAUCUGUGACUUGUUUGAAAUCCAAGCGUAAAAGGUAGUAGUAAAAGGAGCUGGGAUACAUACACCAAGAAACAAGUGACAAAUUUGUCCAUCCACUGCUCUCAAACAGAACCAACCAGAUGUAAUAUAAUCAGAAUCCCAUACAGAGGGCGCAACCAUUAUAUCGCAAAAGUCUUACUUCCAAUGUUUCAUGUAAUGUUUGUUGAUUGUCUUUCUAAUAUGAUGUUUCCCUUUGAAUAAUUUUUUUUUUUUUCCUUUUGUCAACUUUGUCCUUUUUCUUUAUUCAUUAAAAUAUGUGAUCCGCCUCGAA